Messenger RNA from Closterium sp. Naga37s-1, 645 nucleotides. The record is from the annotation of a GenBank genome assembly. NCBI's taxonomy places the organism in Eukaryota, Viridiplantae, Streptophyta, Zygnematophyceae, Desmidiales, Closteriaceae.
AUGCGAAAGUCAGACAGAGGAAUGGCGUCAGGAGGGGGGGCGGUGAGGUUAGACGAUGGGGAGGCCGCGGAGGAGGAAAGCGGACGAGUGGGGGAGAAGGAAAAGGAGGGGGCUUGUCGCAGCGCCCGACGGGAGAUACGAGAGUCUGGGCUUGAGGGCGUGCAGGAGGAGAGCGGUGAGAAGGAUGGGGAAAGGAGUGCGGAGGGGGUGGAGGAAGGGGAGGGGGAGGAGGGGGGAGGAAGGGAGAGAUCAGUUGACUUGCUAGGAGUGGGGGCGAGAGAGGAGGAGGGGAGACGGCGAGGGAGAGCAGAGGAUGGGGAAGCAAUGGGGGAGGACCAGGAGGAAAAGGAGGAGGAUGCAGGGAGCGGAUGCAAUGGGGCCAUGCAAUCCGUGCUGGUGGUAGCGGCAGCAGUGGCGGCAGCAGCGGUGGCAGCAGCAGUUGCAGGAGUGGUGGAUAAGAGGGGUACGGUAGAGGAGGAGGAGGAGGAGGAGGAGGAGGAGGAGGAGGAGGAGGAGGAGGAGGAGGAGGAGGAGGAGGAGGAGGAGGAGGAGGAGGAGGAGGAGGAGGAGGAGGAGGAGGAGGAGGAGGAGGAGGAGGAGGAGGAAGAGGAGGAGAAGGAGGAAGAAGAGGCAAGCGAGAGGUAG